Messenger RNA from Malassezia sympodialis ATCC 42132, 2658 nucleotides. RefSeq lists its product as uncharacterized. The transcript has 2 exons. Bases 1 to 2658 code for a protein of 885 amino acids. Lineage: Eukaryota; Fungi; Basidiomycota; Malasseziomycetes; Malasseziales; Malasseziaceae. The record is from RefSeq and is a predicted model, not a curated record.
AUGCCGCCACGCAGAGGUGCGGCGCGAGCGGCAUCCGCUCGAAAAGGUGCGUUGCGACGUCUAACGCCAGCCCCCGCACGCGCCGGCGGCCCCACGCGCAUAGCGCCGACGGCAUCGCCCCAGAUGUUGCACCACCAGAUUAUGCGCAACGCCUACGUCGUCGCGCAAUCGCAGCUACUACAGCUGGCUAAGCAGAUGGAGUUCGAUGCAGACUUGUCCAUCUGGGAAGAGGAAGCAUCAGAGAAGAUGCAAGAAUUCUGGGACCAGUCGCGCCAGAAUGUGAGCGACUUUUGUGCGCGUGUGCAGUACGUGUUCAUGGCUGACCGCAGCUCAAGCAUGGAGCCGAUGCCGAGCCUUGCCGCCGAGGUCGUCAAAUCGCCACGGAAAAAGCUCGAUAGCAGCAUGGUCACGGCCGUGCCGACCGCGCCUCCCUCGCCGACCCCUGCGCCACGCACUGCAGCCGCAGACGACGCUGCUGUGUGCCUGUCGCUGCAGGCGGAGCCGGCCUCGGUGCCGUUAGCGGACGCUCAAGCCUCAGCGCCACCCGCAGAUGCUCAAGCCUCAGUGACGCCCGCGGAGACUCAGACGACAGCGACACCUGCAGAGGCUCAGGCCUCAGCGACGCCAGCGGAGAGUCAGACCUCAGCGACACGUGCAGAGGCUCAGACCUCAGCGACGCCAGCAGAGACUCAGGCCUCAGCGCCCACGCUCGCGGCACCCGUGUCCGAGUCGCCCAAUGAAAUACCACUUCCCUUGCCGAACUCGACCCCAAGCACCACGCUUCGCACCAAGCGCACGCUCGGCACGGCAGUGCUUCGCAGCACGAAAAAGCCAGAUACCACGGAUGAGGCGCGCCCGCCGCUACGGCCACCCGCGCGUUUCCGCUCAAGUUUCUUGAACAAGAGCUUGCGACAUGCUAUGGAAGAGAGGCAAGUCGGUUCGUUAGACCGCGAUCUCGACGACAGCAUUUACGAGCCAAGUCCCAAGGACGCAUCGCCGCAGGCUGAGCCGCCCGUGGACCGCAUUGAGCCGCGCGCAGUCCCAGGCCCGUCUCUGGACGCGCUGCGCACGCGUCUCGAGAACGUGCGCCGCGCCAGCACAACGCCAGCGACGACGGCCUUGGGCACAUUCGCCGCCGAGCGGCGUGCGAGCGCACUCGCGUGGCCCCUCUCCGAUACCCCGACGAAGCUGCCGCCCGCUGAUCUGGGCGGUCAAAGUCGCAGCAGUCGCAGCAUGGGCGACGAGCGCACGACGCCUGAUCCUGCUAUGCGCGCCAGUCCGGCACCUCAGCCUGCUGUGGCUGCGUCUGUGCGCAGCGAGAACGCUGAGCCCGACGGACCCAACGUGUCUGCGCCGGCGACGCACGCGACACCGGCGCGCCCACGCGCGCUGCCACCGCCCAGCGUGCCAGGUCCGGCCGCUGCGCCUCCGACGCGCUCGCCUGGGCGUGAACGCCCUGUGACGCGCCCCAUGCGUCCCCGCACGCCCGGCGCAACGCCGGUACGCAGCGGCAAGGUUGGCACAGUGGCCGCGCCGCCCUUUGUGCAGCCAGCAACGCCAACGCCGGCAACAAGUACUGGGACAGCGCGGGGACCCAAUGCGACACGCUCGCCCGGUCGGCUGCGGGAGGAGAAGCUCUCGCCGUUCCGUGCCUCGACCAAGGAGCCCUCGCCGGUCCGUUCGCGCCUGCCCGUAUCGCCCGCGCGAAUGGGUGCAUCUAAGAUUCCAAGUCCAGUGCGCAAGCCAGUGCCACCCGUGUCAAUGCGAGCUGCCUCGCCCGAGUCGGGUAGCGUACAGCGCGGGAUGCCUGCGCGGCCUGCCUCUGUGGCAGAUGUGCGAUCGAUGGCGCCUGGGCUGGGCGAACGCCUCAAGGGCCUACUUGGCCUCAACGUACCGGCCAGGGACGCGCCAUCGCGACCCGUCUCACCCACCGCGCGCGGCAGCGAUGGCGAAGAGGGACCUGCACCAAUGCCAGGGUCGUUUGAUGAGCCCGAGGCGCCGCCGGUGCGUCCUCUAUCCAUGUCGACGUCGGCAGUGCCGGUUUCUGCUUCUGCGCCCAAGCGUCCGUCACAGGCAGGUUCCACGCCGCUCAGGCCCACGCCGCUGCCAAAGAAGGGCGUGCCUGUGCGGCCCCUUGCGCGGCCUGGCAGUGCUAUGCGUGUCUCGAGUGCAACGCGGCCAGCGUACACGUAUGAUACCGAAGGGAAGCGGCGCAAACUAUCGCAGCGCCCGCUCCACGAGUCGACCAAUGUGGAGGAACGCGCGUCGACGGAGGAUGCGCUAAAGAGCAAGUUGACUACGGCGGGCGGGGUGCGCGCUGCUAGCCACACGGUGCGUGUAUCGAGCAGCACGGCACGCAACGCGCCUACGGCACCGCGGCCGUGGGCGGCGGCGCAGCGCUCGAGCACGCUGAGCACGCAGAAUGUGUUCCAGCAGGCGGCGCCCCCUGCGCCCUCGGCGGACGAAGAAGAGCUGCCGGAUGUGGCGAGUGAGUACUCGGACUCGGACGACGAGGCGUCGAUCCGUAAGCGGUCGCAGGAGCCGUCGUGGACGCGCGGUCGCGAGCUCGAGGCGCUCCUGCUGCAGCAAGCGACGGUGGACCCUGACGAGAUCUUUGGAUCGGCACCGAACGAGCUCCGCAAACUGGAAUGGGCCUGA